CGACUGUUCAAAUUCAACUCGCUUAAUUCCUUGACUGGAAGACACAGAGAAAUCCUAUUUUAGACUGAUAAUUACGAUGUGUGUAAAGCAUUUUAAAAAAAUUUGACCAUUGUAUGUGGAUCCAUUAUUAUAAGUGCAGCUGCAUUGGAGAUCAGUGCAAAGCCAGUGCCAUCGGUUUCUGUUGACUCCGUGAGAUGUCAGACAAAACACCUGCGUCAAUGCUCAAUGUAUAAACUAAGACGAUAUGACCACAGUUGACACUUUCUUCCGUUACAAGCAAACUGCAAGUACGCGAUAAAGAAUGAGAUCCCAUAUUUUAAAAUGGAUUCCACUUCUGAUGACGCUAAACUUGAUAACACCGUGYCCUUGCUUCUCGUCUGGUGAAGAUGAUUUCAACAAUACUGGUGAGGAUAUGUCCGGCAGUGGAGAUGUAUCCCAGUCCUUUCAGUGUCCGCAACAGAAGUCAGUUGUCUUUACUGUUAUACAAAGACAUCCCUAUGCUAGAAAUGACACAGGAAUAAUGACUCUACCGGACUUGAUUGACCUUGACAUGAUGGCAUCGUCGCUGUUUGAGAAAUGCACGUGUUUCUCCAACACAAGUGUUGAAAUAAAAGUUGCGGAGAACAGAAGCCAAUUGGAGAAGAUUGUCACGGCAAAUCAAACUGACUUUGGAUUUCCAGUCUUCUCGCCAGUUGGUUCUAAAAAWGUUUUCAAAAAGCCCUUCUUUGAGUUCACAAGUCAUCCAGGCUUUGAUCUGUUCAUUGUCUAUAAACAAGACGAUCCUGUUCAAGUCUGUAUCGACACACUUCUUUCUUCCUGGCCUAUUCUGGCAUUGUCGGUUACUUUUACUGGAAUGGCUGGCAUAGUUAUUUGGAUUUGUGAAACUAUGCACAACCGAGAGGAGUUCCCAAUGUCCUUCACGAGAGGGUCAUGGGAAGGUUUCUGGUGGGCGUUUAUCUCCAUGACAACGGUUGGGUACGGAGACAAGUGCCCGCGGUCCAUCGUUGGAAGGUGCUUUUCUGUCGUUUGGAUAAUCGGUGGUUUGGUUCUUGUAUCUGUUUUCAUGGCGAACGUGACUACAGCGUUAACAUCAGCAAAUAAACCGUUGAUCAUCCAACAGAUAAAUGAAAUGGACAAGGUUGGAGUUUUAGAGAACAGCAUCGACGAAACUUUCGCUAAGGAUAAAGGAGCUCAGACAAAGGGUUUUACAAGUUUUGAAGAUAUGAUCCAAGCACUGGUGAACAAGGAUGUAGAUGGGAUUCUACUCGAUCGCUUUGUCAUGGGUUAUCACAUGACAAACCGGACUAACGAAUGGCAUUUAACGCGAAUUAAACAAUUCCCUGGUAGCACGUAUCGUAUUGGUGCUGUAUCAACCAAUCCACAUGCCCAAAAAAUACUCGAAACUUGCGGUCAACGUAUUGACCAUGACGGCUACAGUUAUUUUGAUAAAUCGGAGAUAAAUCACUCCAUGGCUAAUUAUGGAAACAAGUUUGUCAAAAAGGUAUCUUAUCAAGCAACUAUAAAUAAACUAUUCCUGAAAUCAAAGUAAUGCGCUAUAUUAAACACCUAACCAACGGUUAAGGUUCCAAAAUGCUACAUAAAGACCGAAAGCUCG
This is a messenger RNA of Exaiptasia diaphana, 1615 nucleotides long. RefSeq lists its product as uncharacterized. Gene Ontology annotation, biological process: potassium ion transmembrane transport. The coding region runs from base 302 to 1549 and encodes 415 amino acids. The record is from RefSeq and is a predicted model, not a curated record. NCBI's taxonomy places the organism in Eukaryota, Metazoa, Cnidaria, Anthozoa, Actiniaria, Aiptasiidae. Gene Ontology annotation, molecular function: delayed rectifier potassium channel activity; ligand-gated monoatomic ion channel activity. Gene Ontology annotation, cellular component: voltage-gated potassium channel complex; membrane. The transcript has 8 exons.